This is a messenger RNA of Rasamsonia emersonii CBS 393.64, 2127 nucleotides long. RefSeq lists its product as uncharacterized. The transcript is spliced from 2 exons. Gene Ontology annotation, cellular component: cytoplasm. Gene Ontology annotation, molecular function: zinc ion binding; ubiquitin protein ligase activity. Bases 1 to 2127 code for a protein of 708 amino acids. The record is from RefSeq and is a predicted model, not a curated record. Gene Ontology annotation, biological process: Ras protein signal transduction; protein ubiquitination. NCBI's taxonomy places the organism in Eukaryota, Fungi, Ascomycota, Eurotiomycetes, Eurotiales, Trichocomaceae.
AUGCCCUCUUAUUUCUAUCACAUAUCACUUGAACUUUUACCUUUCUCAGGAUCUUCUCUCAGUCGUGCAUCUCCGGACUUUGAUCGGAAGCAUUGUACGUCGUUAGCAUUUGAAUCCGCCUGCGAAGCUCUUCUUCCGUUUCAAAAGCGCGGACACUCCAAAUUACCGGUGCGAGGUGGACGCGGCAGAGGAGGUGAUAAAACGCCUGCCAGCUUAGGGGUAAUUGACAGCGGCGGUAUCGCGACCACGUCAGCUGGGGUUCAAGAAGACAAGAACCAAUGUCUGGUUCCGGGGGUGUUCAGCCCUUCGCAGACCACCGACAGCGCGAUUACAGCUAAGAGCACAUCCCACUUGCAAUCAACCACGCCUGCUUCUACUAUUGAAUCGGAUCCGAGAUUCGAUAAGAUCUCCAUCGAGAGUAUCGAUAUGAUAGCUCCGGAGCAGACCACGCCGCAGUCGAAGCGGGCCGAGAAGAACGCAGGAAACAAUGCAAUCACCACAGGCAUUGGCACAGAUAUCCUAGGGGGCCUCCAUACGAAGGGAAGAUAUAUCCCGCUUGACCAGAAGCUCUCCGACAGCGUGUGGGGGAUCGUUCAUCUGUAUCGAGAUGCAAAGGAAACGCCGUCGCUGAUGGUGGAUGAUUAUCCUCCAGAUCUGAAAGGGUCCUCGGCUGCUCGGAAACCUGCAGACCAGCUGGGUGACGGCGGGAAGCAUCGUUCAGAUGGCAAUGCAGCAGAGAACCUCUCCUCACUGCCGGACGAGGAUUGCACGACGCUCUGCAUCUUGGCGGUGCCAUCAUACCUCUCGCCGUCGGACUUUCUGGGCUUUGUCGGAGAGGAAACGCGAGAUAAUGUCAGCCAUUUUCGGAUGAUCAGGACGGCGAGGGCAAAUCGAUACAUGGUUCUCAUGAAGUUCCGAAGUGGGAAGAAGGCUAGAGAGUGGCAGAAAGAGUGGAACGGGAAGGUCUUCAACAGUAUGGAGCCCGAAACUUGCCAUGUAGUGUUUGUGAAAUCAGUCGAGAUCAGUGUCGCCCCGAAUUCGAACUUAUCAGACGGCACCGAAGCUAUUUCGUCUGCCUCCCUCUCUGCGAAGCCGCUAGCACCGCCUACGCCCUCCCUUAUCGAGCUGCCUACUUGUCCUGUUUGUCUCGAGCGGAUGGAUGAGACUACGGGUCUGUUGACUAUUAUCUGUCAACAUGUCUUCCACUGCACGUGUCUGCAAAAGUGGAAAGGCAGUGGUUGUCCGGUGUGCAGGUACACAUUGGAUGAUUUUGGUCGACGUGGCCAGGGCAUGGAUACGGACGUCGGGCCAAGCGAAUGCAGCGUGUGUCACUCGGAGGUGAACCUCUGGAUUUGUCUGAUAUGCGGUAAUAUCGGCUGUGGUCGAUAUGACGGGGCGCACGCGUUCGCGCACUUCAAGGAGACGUCCCACGCAUUCUCCAUGGACCUCGCUACACAAAGGGUCUGGGACUACGUGAGUGAUGCUUACGUUCACCGCAUCAUCCAGAGCAAAUCCGAUGGCAAACUUGUGGAACUUCCUGCAGCGGACAAUUCCGCCCUGGACCCGCCCGACUGGACGGAUGCUGUCCCGCGGGAGAAGUUGGAAAACAUGAGCGUGGAGUACACGCAUCUCCUGACCAGCCAGCUCGAGAGCCAGCGGGCGUAUUUCGAGGAGAUUGUGGAACGCGCAGCGGACAAGGCUUCGCAAGCCAGUGCUGCUGCAUCGUCUGCGCAGGAGGCAGCGGAGAAGGCUAAUCAAAGCCUGAGGGAUUUGCAGCGGCAGUAUGACGUCCUCGCCAAGGAAACAGUUCCCAGUUUGGAACGCGAGAAGGAGCGGGCUGAGCGGCGAGCAGAAAAGUUUGAGACGAUGGCGCGCAAGAUGGAAAAGGAAUGGCGAGAAGAGAAGGCGAUGAAUGAGAAUCUACUGAAGCGGGUUGAGCUCUUGACGGAGGAAGUCAAGAAGCUCAAGGCAGAGAACGAAGACCUGACCGAGCAGAAUCGCGACCUGACCUUCUUCAUCAGCGGGUCGGAAAAGCUCAAGGGUCAGGGCGAGGACGUUGUGGAGGGGACGAUAAGCAUUCCCGAGGAUACCUCGAAAAAGAAGAAGGGUAAAGGAAGGAGGAGAUGA